Thrips palmi is the source of this 8128-nucleotide messenger RNA. Its product is annotated as neuroglian. Bases 224 to 3979 code for a protein of 1251 amino acids. The record is from RefSeq and is a predicted model, not a curated record. NCBI's taxonomy places the organism in Eukaryota, Metazoa, Arthropoda, Insecta, Thysanoptera, Thripidae. Gene Ontology annotation, biological process: brain development; cell-cell adhesion. The transcript has 18 exons. Gene Ontology annotation, molecular function: cell-cell adhesion mediator activity.
CCUUGUUCCUUUGGGCGAGGCGUGGCACUAUUCGCGGAGCUCGAUUCAAGUAUUUUGAGUAGGGGCGUCCUCACUGACUCGCGUAGUCCCCCUUGACAAGUCUGUAAUGUUUUUCCGUGGGAGUUGUUGUGCGUGAAUGACUUGAUCGCUUUUUCGGAUAUGUAAACGUAGCGGGGCCAAACGGCGUAAUUUUCGAAGGGUGAGGUCACGAAGUAUUUUUACCAUGGGGCUUGGAAAGAUGAAAGGAUCCCUGAUUUUCCUUGCUGCUGCAGUGUUACAAGCAUCUGCUCUUGUCCAAUCUCCACCCAGAAUAGUAAAACAGCCUCCCACAGAUGAGUUACUGUUUCAAGUUGUGACACAACAAAAUGAAAACGAUAAACCUUUCAUCAUUGAAUGUGAGGCUGAGGGAGAGCCUGCACCAAAGUAUCGAUGGAUCAAAAACGGCAAACCUUUUGAAUGGCAAGCAUAUGAUGACCGUAUGUCUCAGCAACCAGGAAGAGGUACCCUAGUUAUUACAUCUCCUCGAGAUGAAGAUUUGGGACAGUACCAGUGCUUUGCUGAAAACGAGUGGGGUACUGCUACCUCCAACUCUGUGUUUGUUCGCAAAGCUGAGCUCAAUUCAUUUAAGGAUGAGCCUACGAAGACCCUCAGUGUCACGGAAGGAGAGCCUUUCCAUCUCACUUGCCAACCGCCUGAUGGAUGGCCCAAACCGAAUGUUUACUGGCUUAUUCAGAAUUCUGAUGGUGUUAUCAAAAGCAUCAAUAACUCUCGAAUGACUCUCGACCCUGAAGGAAACUUGUGGUUUUCCAAUGUUACUCGUCAUGAUGCAAGCGAUGAGUUUGCUUAUGCGUGUGCUGCCACUUCUGUUUUCAGGAAUGAAUACAAGUUGGGCAACAGAGUACUGCUGAAUGUCCUGGCUACAGGUGUAUCAUCAGCUCAAAAUAAGCAUGAACCUGUCAGACAAUAUGUGUCAAGAAAAAAUGAAGUUGCUUGGAGAGGGAAGAAAGUAGAGAUGUUUUGUAUAUUUGGUGGAACGCCUCUUCCACAAAUAGUAUGGAGUAAAGAUGGAAGGCAAAUACAGCCUUCGGACAGAGUUACCCAAGGCCACUAUGGAAAAAGUUUAAUCAUAAAACAUUUAACUUUUGAAGAUGAGGGUGCAUACACCUGUGAGGCCAGUAAUGGUGUUGGAUCAGCAAAAACUUAUUCCAUUAACUUACAAGUACUUGCUGUUCCAUACUUCACUGUGGAGCCAGAUGUGAAAAAUGCUGCUGAAGAUGAAACUGUGACAUUCCGCUGUGAGGCCUCUGGUGUCCCUGAGCCUGAAAUCAAAUGGAUCCAUAAUGGAAGACCUAUCAGCGAGGCUCCCCCCAAUCCUCGAAGAAAGGUUACUCCUAACAGCAUCACAAUUGAAAAACUAACCAAGAAGGACACUGGAAACUACGGUUGCAACGCCACAAAUAGUUUGGGCUAUGUCUACAAGGAUGUCUAUGUUAACGUGCUUGCCUUAGCUCCAGAAAUAACUGACCCACCAAAGGAUGAGGCCACUGUAGACGGACGCACAGUUUCUUUGACUUGCCGAGUAUUUGGUGCUCCCAAACCAGAAGUGAAAUGGAUCAGAGGAGGCUUGGAAUUGACUGGAGGCCGAUACUCUGUCAAGGAAAGUGGUGAUCUCGAAAUCAGGGAUGUAAAUUUCCUGGAUGCUGGAGACUACACCUGUCAUGCGACCAACAAAUUCGGUCAUGCUGAGAAUACUGGCAGUCUGGCAGUAAAAGAACAUACCCGCAUCACUAAUAGACCUGAAGACUAUGAAGUUGCUGCUGGUAGCACAGCCACUUUCAGGUGUAAUGCUGUGUCAGACUCUUCUCUUCCUCUCCAAAUAGACUGGUUGAACAAUGGGCAGCCCAUUGACUUUGAUUCAGAGCCCCGCUUUGUCAGGUCCUCUGAUUUCUCCCUUAUAAUCACCAAAACCACUGAACUUGACUCUGGACAAUACACCUGUUUGGCAAGCACUGAUCUGGAUGAAGACAGGGCAUCAGCGACCCUGACAGUACAAGAUGUUCCUAAUGCACCUCGUUUGAAGGAUUCCAUUGUUUGCAACCAGAGGGAUGCCGCUCUUUCUUGGCAGCCAACGGGUGACAAUCGUGCUCCAAUUCUGCGCUAUACCAUUCAGUACAAUACCAGCUUCACUCCAGAUACAUGGGAGGUUGCAUUUGAGUCUGUCCCUUCCACGGAUAUGACCUACACUGUUGCUAUGAGCCCAUGGGCCAACUAUACCUUCCGAAUUGUUGCCUGGAACAAAAUUGGUCCAUCCGUUCCAUCUGCACACUCGGCAGUGUGCACUACUUUACCUGAUGUGCCUUAUAAAAACCCUGACAAUGUGGAGGGAAAAGGAACAGAACCUAAUAAUCUCGUUAUCACAUGGACUCCAAUGCCGGAAAUUGAGCACAACGCUCCUCGCUUCAUGUACAGAGUUUACUGGAAGCGCAAUAUUCCUGGUGAAACAUGGAAUUCAGAUGAUAUCAAUGAUUGGCAUCGGAAUCACCUUAUCAUCCGAAAUCAGCCGACUUUCCAAGAGUAUCUCAUAAAGGUAGUGGCAAUCAAUGGAAAAGGUGAAGCAAAUGUAGCUCCUAAAGAAGUCAUUGGUUACUCCGGUGAAGAUGUGCCACUCCAAGCGCCUCAGAAUUUUACCAUUGAAGAAGUCACUUCUGCUACAAGUGCCAUGCUCAGCUGGAACAGUGUACCUCCAGAAUCAGUCAGAGGUCAUUUCAGGGGAUACAAAAUUCAAACCUGGACAGAAGGAGAUGGUCCUGAAAAAAUGAGGGAAAUUCUUGUGAAGGGUGACAUUCACCGUGCUAUGGUGACAAAGUUUGUGGCUCACUCCAAGAACUUUGCCCGUGUUCUUGUUCACAACGAUCGUUUCAAUGGACCUCCUAGUGACACGCUCAGCUUUGACACUCCUGAAGGAGUCCCAGGAACUGUUACAUCAUUUGAGGCUCUUCCCAUGGGAUCAUCUGCACUGUACCUUAUCUGGAAAAAGCCUGAGCAUGAAAAUGGAAUUCUUACUGGCUAUAAAAUCUAUUACCAAGUGGUGAAAGGUACCAAAGUUGGCACUUUAAUGGAGCGUGAACCUCACAUUCAUGAUCCUAAAGCUACUAGAGCUAAGCUUGCUGGCUUGGAGCCAAACACCAAAUAUCGAAUUCACAUCAAGGGUACAACUCGAGCUGGAGAGGGAGAAGGAUUCUUCAUUGAACAAAAAACAAGGGGAUCUGAUUCAAUUCCUCCGGACACACCAUCUUUCAAGUGGCAUAGGAUGCCGUCUGAUAAUGGCUAUGCCAAAAUACGAGUAACUUGGAUGCCCAAUUUGGAUGGAAGACCAGGAUCUCACUUCUUUGUCAAGUACAAGCUUCGAGGUGAGACUAUUUAUGAAGAAACUCCAGCUGAAACAAAUGAAGACUUCAUUAUAUUAAGUGGUCUUAGACCUGGGGAAGUAUAUGAGGUGAAAGUAGUUGCAGUUGAUGGUGAAUUUAACACUGAGAGUCAUUCUGAAGAUGUUGAAACCUUCAGUGUCGAAGGGCCAAUUAUUCAGCCUAAAGAGAAUGUGGCCACAGCUGGAUGGUUUAUUGGUAUGAUGUUGGCUAUUGCCUUCCUUCUCCUCGUUCUAAUAAUUGUUUGUAUAAUAAAGAGAAAUAGGGGUGGAAAAUAUGCUGUUCACGAAAGAGAAGCUGCUCAUGGAAGGCAUGAUUACCCAGAAGAACCUGGUUUUCAUGAAUAUUCCCAACCGCUGGACAACAAGUCGCACGGCCGAGGGUCUAUGGGGAGCGACUUAAAACAUGAACCUGAGAGUGAUGCAGAUUCCAUGGCAGAAUAUGGUGAUGGAGACACAGAAGGCAUGAACGAGGAUGGCUCAUUCAUCGGUCAGUAUGGUCGGAAACAGCGUCAAGGUGAAACAUCAUCAGCAGGUUUCGCCACUCUUGUGUAAUCCAGGACGGUUCACUGAAGAUGGUUCAUUUAUUGGCCUGUAUGGGCCUGGUUCAAAGAAACGGCCUCAAUCAGAGCAGCCUUCACCAUCAGCCAUUGCCACAUAUGUUUAGUGCACUCUGGUGGGUACAGUCUCAUUCAAAAGGAGGAGAGACUUAGUUGCUGCAACCAAGCCUACAUUUGUAUAAGUAAAGGAUUUUAGGUUACUGGCACUCUUCUGUUUCAUCCUACUUUUGAAGGUUUUUAUUUUCUUUUGUUUUAUUGUUGUAAAUCUUGGACUGAUUAACUUCCAUAAAGAAGAUAGGAAACAUCUUACUUUUUAUGGGAAUCAAUGACAUAAGUAUUUUCUUACCUUUAAAAGUGAGUUGUCAUAUUCCUUUUUUAAAAUAAAUCAUGCACUUAGAAUCUCAAGGCAACUCACCUAGCAUUUUUGUUCAAAUGCCAUCUGUUUUUGUUGGGAGGACAUUUGUCAUUUAAUAGUAUUAAUGAGAAAAGCAGCUUUCAGUAAGCUUGGGUAGUUAUAUGAACUAUUUAAGAAGCUUUUAUUAGCAAGAGUGUCAGUAUAAAUGAAUGAAUGUGUGAGUGCUUUUAAAGUUUUUUAUUUCUUUUGAAACCAUGAACUCAAUUCGUUGUUUUCUUUCUUUUUUUUAUAUAAAUUAUUAUUUUUAUUUUAUGAGGUGUGACUGCCUCAAGAAAUGUAUGUGUAUAAACAAAUCACACUAUGUGAUGCCUUCUUCAUAUUUUAUUUGUACAGAUUGUUUUGUAGUGCAACUUUUAUCAACAUAGUUUUUGUUGAAAUUGUGACAAAUGUGAUUUCAAACAAUGUGUGAACCUGGCCAUCAGCUAAGUAGGGUCAAUUAUUAUAAAACUGGAGGAGUUUGGGUUGGGCAUAUUGAAUAUCUAGAUGCUGAGACAGACGCAAUAUAUUCCUGUUGAUAUAACUUCAGGAAAAGAGAGUUGUAUUUUAAUUAUGAAAAAGAUAUUUCUCUAUAUCAUGUAACUUCAUCACAUGUAGACAAAUACUGGUGAUGUUGCUAUAAGUACUGAUGUAGAUUUAUGUACUUUACUGGUCCAUGGCAUAUCUUGCACAGCUUUCUAUUUCUGUGAAAUUUCCCUCAAGACUUAAAUUGGAAUUUGACUCUUGACAAUACUUAAUUAUGUAUUUAACUAAUCUUGUCUUCAGUAGAAAUACCCUGCACAGUUUGUGUUAAUGCUUUAUUGUUCAAAUCGCGUCUUCUGUGCUCUUUUCAAUGCCCUUCUCCCUAUGUGAUGGUGUGUUAAUAACAUGUAUGGUUUACCUGUUAGCAAACAUCUAGGACAGGAUUUAAGGGAAGUUUUGUUUUCCCUUUAGGCAGCUAGCUUUUUCUGCCCCCACAGGGUCUAAAAGGGUAACAGUGUCUUAAUUUUCAUUUCUGUUGAGUGGUGUAUGAGAUCUGGUGAAUUGUGUGUUCUUAGUGGAAGUGUGAGGCUUGCAUUCAGGGUCUCGCAUCUGUGAUGGUUUAUAUCAGAAACACAAAAUUAACUUUCAGUUUGGCAAUAUAAUGUUAAGUGUUCUUUGCUAUCCAAGUUGUGAUGUAGGUUUUCUAGCUUUUCAAUUCCAGGGGAAAUGGUUGUUAACUAGGAGGUCUGAGUCUCACAUUUUGUUUUGCUGUGUUAUUGUGAAGCACACAAUCUCCAGCUUCCAAAAGGCUUUGUCCCUUUAGGACCGUAAAAAUUUUGUUUUUGUAAGUUGUAGUCUGGGUGCUGUUUUUUUCCCUUAUUCAAAAAUUUUCCUGUGUAUAAAUACCGUGACAAUGAAGGAUGUGAGUAAGAAGCUUAUUGCUCUCCCUAAGAUAUGCACUAUGUUAUGUUAUGUUAGUUUGUAAUUGCACUGUAGUGUUGGAUCAUGAAAUGUUAACUGUCGCCUUUCCGCACCUGGCACUUUGUCUUUGCUAUAUAAAAUAUAUUGAUUGUCUUUAUUGCAUAUAAUUUGUUGAUUGUACAGUAUAAUUGCUAAGCUUCUUCUGUAUAUGAGGUAAUAUGUGUAAAGUAUACUGAUGGAAUUGCAGUAUUUUGUUGAAGAUUUAUCUUUUCAUCUUCCUAAACAAAGCUUAUGAUCAAACCUGCGAUAUAGCUUGCUUUUUUAUUUCAAAUGAACCUGUGUGAUUGUGAUCCAACAGGUUUGUUCAAUAUAUAAGUUAAACUCUUUAUGAACUGCCAUCAUGUAAUUUACAUGACCUCAUAAUUGAAUCUCAAUGCAUGCCAUGAAAUGCAGACAGGCCCUGCGAUUAACCAAUAUAUUGUUGGCCUGUUACCAAAUUCAAGUUGCCUUCUGUAGGCUGAACUGGUUGGCAAGUGUACAAAGGGUAGAGAAGUUUGAAAAUGUUCACAUUUAUGCUUUGCUUUCCAAAACUGAAUGUUGUCUUACACACUGUGUGCUUAACAACGGUAUCUGUCUUAUAUUUUCACUUGUUUUACUGGAACAUCUUUUGAGAAAACUUAAUUUUGGUCAUAACACUAUGGAACGAUCAGAUCUGUUUUCUGCCCAAUGCAAUGUGUUGUGUUUAAAAGAGGCUCCAGUUGUGAGAACCCCCAUGUGUUCAUUCUCUUUCGUUAUGUUUUUGGCUUGUAUCAUGUUGUCGUUUGAUAUAGAGUAAAAUUGCUUUGUUGUUCAUUUAAGAACUACGUUGUAGCAGUGAGUGCAAAGUCCUUGAAACUUACACAUGUUGUGUAUUUGAAUAUCAUCUGUCUUAAAUUUUGACUUCUGCUUAUUGAAAUUGCUUAAUGUUGCUUUUAAAGCUUUUUCUUUUUCUUCUUUUCAAUAUUGUUGUUGAUGUUGUGUGUCCCCUUGUAACAGCACAAGUGCCUUAGGUUAGGCAUUAUGUACAGUGCACCAUAAGGUUUAAAAGACAUUUAUUGACUGAAGCAAAGGCAUUGGUUAACGUAAUCUUGCCCCUUCCAAUUGUGGGUCAAUGCUUUGAUAUAAUGUAAAAAUUUAGAAAGCCUGAUUUGCUGGUAUUUUUAUUUUUAUACUUUUGGAUUGAUUGGCUUUACCAGUAAUAACUUUAUGUAAACAAUGGUCGCACUUAGCCUUUGCCUAUAUUUUGUGUUAAAAUUGAUAAAUAUACACUUUGCCGUACUCUUUUGAAGACUUAAACUGUCCCAUGUGGAUUAAUGUAAUUGUGUGCUUUCAUUUAAAUUGGGGAAUAAUGCUCCUUGCCCUUCAAAACAGGCCAGUCGCAAGGUACAUACACAAGUGUAUCAUUAUUGAGAUGAUUUUUUGCAUUUCUCUGUUAAGUUCUGCAGGUUUGUGCAUGUUUGUAUUAUCCGUCUCCAAGAUCUCUGACAUAUUUUUUUUUUUAAUCUUAUGUUUAUUUUUUGUAGUGGUAAAUCAUUUUGAUGUGUUCAUGCUGGUGAGCAUUUGUAUGUGUUUGACAACUGCUUUUGUUUGUUUCACAAAAAUCUUGUUCAGUGGUUGGGCUUAUUCAACUUGACUUGCUGGUGUCAGACACCAACUAAAAGUACAGUAAAUUAAAUUUCACUACCAAAUUUCUUGUAACAUCACAUGUUUUAUGAACUUGUUCAUUGUUUUGUCUCUUAAUAUUUUAUCACUUUGAGAAGGCCCAACCAUUAUGUUUGUUUCUUGUUUGUAUGCUUCCGUCUUUAACAUUCCUUGCCUUACUACUAUUUAAAAUUUAUGUGGGAGACAGUCUAGUGAAUAACAGUUAUGAUUGAUUUAUUAUUUAGUGUAGGUUUUAGUUUUUCCUUGACUUAUUGAGGAACAGAACCUCUCAAUUCUACUUAACGGCCAAAUAUUGGGCCUCCUUUAUUUUCUCUACUCUUCCCUCCCCUUGUUUAAUAGCUAAGAUGGACUUUUAAUGGAUCUAUGUUCUUUGUCUGAGUUAAAAGCUAUAUUUAUCAUUAUUUUGUCUCCUGCGAUAUCACUAUUGUGCAAUAUUUGUAAUAAUUGUGUCUGCCAUGCUCUUGACCAAAUUAAAAAUUCAUCCCUGAAUGUAUUAGCACUAAUUGUGUGAAUGUAUGAUGUGACAGGUAUGUGAAAUGUAGGCUGCUGGGCCUGAUUAAUGCAAGCAAAAAUCUACUUGUAGAUAUUUUUUUUAUGUUUUUCAGCCAAAGUUGAACUUGAAAAAUAAACAGAUGGUAAAUCUUUGCA